GGGGUCCGCGGGGAACCUGGGAAGCCUGACGGCCAAGCGCUGCAGCGCGUCUCCGAGCUAUCAGGCCGACCCACGACCAUCAUUCUUUUAGCCAGGCCACCACUUUGACAAGUCACAAAUCUCGCUUUGAAUAACUCAAUCGAAGCAUUUCCACCCACACAAACACAAUGGACAUUCUCACGCAAAAGACGCCCACGGCGCUGGCAAUCGCACAGGCGGUGGGCAUCACAGGCAGUGUAUUCCUGCUAGGCUCCAAUGUCUCCCUCUCCGUCGUCGGCAUCCCCGCCGCCAUGCAAGCCCCCGCACCCCUCGCCGUAAAGCAGUGGUACACAAUCUUCACACGCGGCGGCGCAAUCGCACGCCCUCUUGCUGCUAUCUCGGCGCUGGCAACGGGGUAUCUGGCUUAUCACCAAGACCGCUCCUCAACUCCCUUCCGCCUCAACGCCCUCGCAACCGUCCUCCUCCCCUCAAUCGUCCCCUUCACCCUCCUCGUCCUCGGCCCCACGAACGACAAACUCAUGGCAAAGAAGGACGAACUUGCCAACGCUUCCCUGCGCGACAAGCACGUCGAGCAAUUUGCCAAGGAAGGCGAGACAGUCAAGGAGCUGAUGGACAAAUGGGCUAGUUUGAACUUGGCGCGCGCACUGCUCGUCGGUGUCGGUGCGGUGUGUGCGGUCGCGGCAGGUGUCGUGGGCAGGAGGGAAGUUAAGGAGAUUGGCAGGUUUGCCGGGUGGGGACGGUAGAUGGGAUGACUGAGAUGAUGUAUGGAUUAUGGGGGGUAUGAUACACGAAUAUAUGAAUUGAUUAGUAUAUCUCAGCUUGUGUAGUAUGUCUCUUUCGAGAGAAACGAGGUUCGCAUUGGAAGAGAAGUAUUCGCUUGUGACAAGAGGAAGUUUGGGAAGUGUGAAGCGCGGAUGUCUGGACUGAGUUUAAUAUAUAUAUGGCGGUAUGCUAGAUGUAAGUAAGACACCACAGAGGCUGCACGCUCUAACAUGGACAAGACAUACGGCUUUGCCUCAGCUUACUGUAAUCCGUGUAGAUCCAUCGCUUACUCUUUACAACAUCACUCCGAACUUCUAGGUACGCAAUAUACA
Molecule: messenger RNA, 1094 nt
Organism: Alternaria rosae
Lineage: Eukaryota; Fungi; Ascomycota; Dothideomycetes; Pleosporales; Pleosporaceae
Exons: 3
Coding region: 168-743 (191 amino acids)
Source: RefSeq, a predicted model, not a curated record